UAUAACUCUGAGGCUACUAUCACUCGUCUCCUUCGACGUCCGUUUAUCUCUUCGAUCUCCAUCACUACCACGAAUCCAUGAUCAUGGCAAGGCAUCUCAUCUCGGGGGCCAUCGCCGUUCUGGCGGUGGUGUGCAUCCUCCCGGCGAUCGCUCUCGCCGCUCGUGACAUCGCUGCCGCUAAGAAGCCGUUCGUCGUCCAGGGCCGCGUCUUCUGCGACACUUGCCAAGCCGGGUUCGAGACGCCGGUGUCGACCUACAUCCAAGGCGCAAAGGUGAGGGUUGAAUGCCGAUCAAAAACCACUGGUGCACAGACAUGCAGUUUUGAUGGCACUACCGACCACACGGGUACCUACAAAAUUCUAGUCGCCGAUGAGCAUGAGCAUGAGAUUUGCGAAUCUACCAUCGUCAGCAGCCCAGUAAGCAAUUGCAAGACUGCACUCCAGGGCCGUGAGAGGGCUCGCGUCUUCCUCAGCCGCAACAAUGGCAUCGCUUCAGACAUCCGAUAUGCCAAUGCACUUGGAUUCCAGAAAGACAGCCCCUUACCUGCUUGUGCCGCGCUGUUGAAGACCUAUGAGCAAAAUGAAGUCUAGAUAAAUUACUGAUUUAUCUCUAAGCUAUUUCAUUUUUCAAGUACUAAUGCUGCAUUAGCCCGGUUCUCGAACUCUAUUAAAUAUGGCAUGCACUGCUUGUCUAAUGUCUUUUAUUUUAUGAAGAAUCUAUAAAGAAUGCUUUUGCUAUC
Molecule: messenger RNA, 739 nt
Organism: Zingiber officinale
Lineage: Eukaryota; Viridiplantae; Streptophyta; Magnoliopsida; Zingiberales; Zingiberaceae
Product: pollen-specific protein C13-like
Exons: 2
Coding region: 78-590 (170 amino acids)
Source: RefSeq, a predicted model, not a curated record